UUAAACAAAUCAAUAAAUAUUUGAUGUCUAAUUUAGCAGCAGAACAGCAAAAACAAAUUGUUGAAUCUACUAUAUAUUGGGCAUAUAUAAUUUUGCUUAACGAUAUUGAAUUUAAUAACCAAGAUGUUGAAUGUAAUAAUAAUUUCAUUGAGAAUAUAUAUGACACUUCAUGGUCAUAUUUAUCAUCUCUAAUUAGUAAAAGUGAAUAUUCAACUAUUCAAGAAAAACUUGAAUGUGAAGAAGAAACACAGGAAAGGGAACUUAGAAUUUUUAAGAAUCAUCAUAAUAAAGGAAAGGUUCUCAUUGUACAAGACAGUAAUAAACAAUUGAUUUCUGUUAAAAAUGUUUUGGAUCCUGCAUAUCAUGUAGGAAAAGAAGCACUACGCAAGAAAUGCAUCAAAGAUGCACAGGAGAAUAAUCAAACUAAAAAAAAUCAAAAUCAAGA
This is a messenger RNA of Racocetra persica, 445 nucleotides long. Lineage: Eukaryota; Fungi; Glomeromycota; Glomeromycetes; Diversisporales; Gigasporaceae. The record is from the annotation of a GenBank genome assembly.